AUGUAUCGUAUAGGAGUAGAUGUCGGUGGAACGAACACUGAUGCGGCCAUCCUCGAUAUCACCGCCAGCGAGACGCCCUCCCGCGGCGUCCUGGCAUCCAGCAAGACCCCAACCACCCCAGACGUCACCAGCGGCAUAAAGAGCGUCGUCGAGAGCGUGUUGCAGAAGUCUGGCAUCGAUCCCAGCGACAUCCUCAGCGUUGCCAUUGGCACUACGCACUUUGUCAACGCCGUCGUCGAGGCGGAUGCCAGGCGUCUGAGCAAGGUCGCCGUCGUCAGGCUCUGCGGCACCUUCACCCAGCAUGUUCUAGGCCUUGAGAUCGAUGGGCGAGAGAUAACCCGGUUGGACCCUGACCGGAUCAGGGAGACGGCCAGGCGUAUCAGCGACGCUGGAGUCACCAAGGUUGCUCUCGUCGGUGUCUUCUCUCCCCUCGACCAUAGCGGCAUCCACGAGGAGGCCUGCAGGCGGAUCAUGCUCGAGGUAGACCCUCUGCUCUCGAUCGUAUGCUCUCAUACCAUCGGCGGAGUCGGCCUGCUCGAACGAGAGAACGCCACCAUCCUCAAUGCCUCCAUCCUCCAGCUGGCCCGGAAGACGGUCCGGGCCUUCGUCCAGGCCAUGUCGGACCUCAACCUGACCUGCACCCUGUAUCUGACCCAGAACGACGGCACCCUGACCGAUGCCGUCACCGCGUCAGAGCUGCCCAUCAAGACCUUCGCCAGUGGGCCCACGAACAGCUUGACCGGAGCUGCCUUCCUGGCCUCCCUCGACCGGAGAGGGAGCAGGUCGGGCGUCGAGAGCCAGAUACUGGUGAUAGACAUCGGAGGGACAACCUCUGAUAUCUGCGCCCUGCUGCCCUCUGGCUUCCCCCGCCAGGCAUCCAACUUCGUCGAAGUCGGCGGUGUGCGCACCAUGUUCUCCAUGCCGGAGGUCCUCUCCAUCGGCCUGGGUGGGGGCAGCAUCGUCCGCCAGGAUGCUACCUCUCACGUCAGCGUCGGCCCUGACUCUGUCGGCCAUUACCUGACCAGCAAGGCGAGAGUCUUUGGCGGAGGCGUCCUCACGGCCACAGACAUCGUCGUUGCGGCCGGCAGGGAGCAGAUCGGAGACGCCUCCAAGGUGGCCGACGUCUCACCGCAGAUCGUCGACGAGGCACGCAGGGCCAUCACAAAGCUGCUGAACCGUGGUAUCGAGAGCAUGAAGGUCUCCUCCCUCCCCGUCACCGUCCUCCUGGUAGGGGGCGGCUCCAUCAUCUACACGGAUGACCUCGAAGGCGUGCAGGAGUGCAUCAUCCCCCCCCACCACGACUCUGCCAACGCCGUUGGUGCCGCCAUCGCGAAGGUUGCUGGCACCGUGGACGUUAUCGAGAUCCUCGCUGGCAGGGACGAGAAGCAGGUCCUUCAGCAAGUCGAGGAUGCAGCAGUCGAGCUGGCCGUCCAGCGUGGUGCUGACAGAGACACUGUCAAGAUCGCAGAGAUCGAAAAGCUGCCGCUCCAGUACGUUACCAACAAGGCUACCCGCAUCACGAUCAAGGCCGUCGGCAAGCUGAGAAUACCCACCGAGGAAGAGGCGGAGGCGGAAAGGGCCAAACUGCCCGUCUAUACCAACGGGACCAACGGGGUAAACGGCGUCAACGGCAACGGAGUCGAGGCUGAGAAGGCUGCUGCAGCCGAAGACGUAUCCAGAUCCGCCGUGAAGCAUUCCAUAUACGCUGACAUACCCUCUUACCGGCCCGAAGUAGAGAAUGGCGUCUGGUACCUGAGUGCCCUUGACCUCGAGUUCAUCACCUCCGGCACCGGCGUCCUGGGAACAGGAGGCGGCGGCCCAUCAUACCAGCAGUACCUCAUUGCACUAGAAUGCCUGCGAAAGAAUCCCAAGAGGAAGAUGAGGGUCGUCAAGCCAGAGAGCAUGGCGGACUCUGAUGUCUGCGUCUUUGCCUCUUGGUAUGGAGCCCCCAGCGUCUCGUCGGAACGUAUCCCGCAGGGCAACGAACUCAUCAGAUCCGUGGAGGAAUCCGUCAAGCUUUGCCAGUGUAAACACUUCCAUGCCAUCAUGGCAGACGAAAUUGGUGGAGGAAACGGCAUGGUUACCUUCCCAACCGCUGUCCACUACGACAUACCAACCAUCGACGGAGACCUGAUGGGCAGAGCUUAUCCUACUAUACAGCACGGAACCCCUUAUGUAUAUGGUGAAACUAUCUCGCCUUGCGCCCUAGCUGACUCAAAGGGCAACGUUAUGGUCGUCAUGAAUGCCGAAUCGAACGCCAGGAUUGAGACAAUGCUUCGAACAACUUGCGUCGAACUUGGCCUGUUUGCCUCCGUGUCUGCUGCUCCGCUCACCGGAAAGGCGAUUAAGCAGUAUGCUGUUCCAAACACCAUGUCCCAGGCCUGGUACCUCGGAAGAGCAAUCCACCUGGCUCGUCGUGAGAAAGUAGACGUUAUCGAAGCUAUCUUUAAAACCACCCCUGGCAGACUCCUAUACACCGGGAAGAUCGUCAACGUACACCGCGACGUCAGCCGUGGCUACACCAUGGGAUACUGCAUCAUAGCCCCCCUCUCCAGCGAUGAGGUCGCAGACUCAUACGACAACUCUGCAUCCGCAACAUCAACCUCAACAGUGUCACAACCACAUCUAAUCAUCCCCUUCCAAAACGAGUACUUAUAUGCAGCGCAUGUGACGAACCUCGACAAGCCUCAGGAGGCAGUCAACCAGGACGUCAUCUGUACAGUUCCAGAUCUUAUUUCGAUAUUGGACAAGGACGGCGAGGCCGUUGGCUCACAGGAGCUAAAGUACGGUCUGAGAGUCCGCGUCAUCGGUAUGGCUGCUCAUCCACUUUGGACCCAGGAUCAGAGAGGCCUUGACGUCGGAGGACCAAAGCACUUUGGCCUGGAUAUGGAAUGGAAGAGCAUUGGGAAGUACCAGAAGCCUCCGAGUGUUAUUGAUGAAUUCAACGUGAUUGUUUAA
Messenger RNA from Microsporum canis CBS 113480, 2958 nucleotides. RefSeq names its product hydantoinase. The transcript has 5 exons. The coding region runs from base 1 to 2958 and encodes 985 amino acids. Gene Ontology annotation, molecular function: 5-oxoprolinase (ATP-hydrolyzing) activity. Gene Ontology annotation, cellular component: cytosol. Lineage: Eukaryota; Fungi; Ascomycota; Eurotiomycetes; Onygenales; Arthrodermataceae. Gene Ontology annotation, biological process: glutathione metabolic process. The record is from RefSeq and is a predicted model, not a curated record.